UAAUUCCAUUAACAUAUAUAUAUGGAUAGAUAUAUUUAUAUAGUUUAUUUUAUAUGAUAAUGAAUUUUGACAUAAAUAACGUAACUGUUAGACAUUUCAGAGAAAUAGAUCUAGGCAAUAUUCCCAAAUGGAUAUUCAGUAUAGAAGGCUGGGGGACCAGUGUUAAAUUUUUCAGAAGCUGCUUCAAAGUUGACCCCUCAGGUUGUUUUAUAGCUGAAUUACCUAGUCAGGAGAUAAUCGGCAUCUGCCUUGGCCUCAAUUUAAACGAUGAUUUAGCAUUUGGAGGAAGUCUCAUGGUUAAGAAAGAAUAUAGGAGAAGAGGGGUAGCUAAACUUUUAUGCAACGAAAGAUUCAAACAUGUUCAAAAUAGAUUGUUCGGCAUCAAUUCCAUCGAAAGCAGAAUCGAGACUAAUAUAAAGUCAGGAAUGAGUUACCCAACUUUCAAAGCUCAGAUAUUGAUAGGUGAAGUGAAUAUCGCAGCACUUAAAAAAACCUUAAACUUAAUUAAUAAUGAGAAACAAAAGAAGAAAGAUAAUAUUAUCCACUAUAUUCCAUUUCUUCCACAUCAAAUUAAUGAACAAUUGUUACAACAAAUAAUUUCCUAUGACGAGCGCAUUCAUGGUAUUAAUAGAGACAUAUUUCUAAGAUCUUUAUUCGAGAAGGAUGAAAAUAUUGCCCAAAAUAAUUCAAACGAACUCGAUAAACAAGAUAUUAUAGGUAUGCUAGCGUUUAGAUUUAAUAAUAAUAUAACCCCACCGAUCACUGUAGGGAAUAUAUUAUCGCACUUAGAAUCAAACACAAUAGAUAUUUUAGGUUAUGGUUUAAUAUAUAAAAAAUAUAUAGGAUGGACCAUAGCUCCUUUAUACGCUGAAAAUGAAAUGAUCGCAUUACAGAUAUGGUUAAGAUUGCUAUCUAUAUUCUCCUGUAUUAUUAAUGUCGAUAUAAUUGUUCCGGAGGAUAAAAUCAAAUCACAACUCUAUAUCGUGAUGCAAAAUAUGGGAUUAAAAAAUGUAGCAAUUAUUUACAGAAUGUACCAUUCUAACAAGUUAGAGCCGGGGGUUGGUGUUAAUUUAGAUCCCAAUUUUUUGAUUCAGAGUGUUUACGGUAUGACUAGUAGCAGUGCAUUUUUAGUCUAAAUUGCAUAUUUAAUUAAAGUUUUAUUAAAUUUUUCAAAAAUAUAUAUAAUGAUUAGUGACAAUAUGCAAAAUUUUAAUAAUUAUUUGUUAUUGUAUAAAUAUUAAAAAGAUAAUACGUGUAAU
Gordionus sp. m RMFG-2023 is the source of this 1259-nucleotide messenger RNA. RefSeq lists its product as uncharacterized. Bases 54 to 1136 code for a protein of 360 amino acids. Gene Ontology annotation, molecular function: acyltransferase activity, transferring groups other than amino-acyl groups. NCBI's taxonomy places the organism in Eukaryota, Metazoa, Nematomorpha, Gordioida, Chordodea, Parachordodidae. The transcript has 3 exons. The record is from RefSeq and is a predicted model, not a curated record.